GGGCGGGUGGGGGUGGGGUGGGACUCUUUUUCCUCGCCGUGGCGGCGGAGGCGCACGGCGUGGGCUUGCGGCGAGACGUCGUCGUCGGAGGCUGAAAAAGCCCAAGGUGCUGCCGUUGCCCGUACAACUCGGACUUGCUGUCGCCCGAGCUGCGUCUGCACGGGUCUCGGACCGAGCGGAGCCCGCAGCCUCGGUCCCAGAGCCCACCCUGCUCUCGGUCCUGCCCAGCCUGCGGUGAUGGAGCCGGCCACCGCGCUGCACCCGGGCCCGCGCCCGGCGCUGCCCCUCGGGGGCCCGGGCCCGCUGGGCGAGUUCUUGCCUCCCCCCGAGUGCCCAGUCUUCGAGCCCAGCUGGGAAGAGUUCGCGGACCCCUUCGCUUUCAUCCACAAGAUCCGGCCCAUAGCCGAGCAGACUGGGAUCUGUAAGGUGCGGCCGCCGCCGGAUUGGCAGCCACCAUUUGCAUGUGAUGUUGAUAAACUUCAUUUUACGCCACGUAUCCAGAGACUGAAUGAAUUGGAGGCUCAGACUCGUGUAAAAUUGAAUUUCUUGGACCAGAUUGCAAAGUACUGGGAGUUACAGGGAAGUACUCUGAAAAUUCCACAUGUGGAGAGGAAGAUCUUGGACUUAUUUCAGCUUAAUAAGUUAGUUGCAGAAGAAGGUGGAUUUGCAGUUGUUUGCAAGGAUAGAAAAUGGACCAAAAUUGCCACCAAGAUGGGGUUUGCUCCUGGCAAAGCAGUGGGCUCACAUAUCAGAGGGCAUUAUGAACGAAUCCUCAACCCCUACAACUUAUUCCUGUCCGGAGACAGCUUAAGGUGUUUGCAGAAGCCAAAUCUGACGACAGACACCAAGGACAAGGAGUACAAACCCCAUGAUAUUCCCCAGAGGCAGUCUGUGCAGCCCUCGGAAACAUGCCCCCCAGCCCGACGAGCAAAACGCAUGAGAGCAGAGGCCAUGAAUAUUAAAAUAGAACCCGAAGAGACAACAGAAGCCAGAACUCACAAUCUGAGACGUCGAAUGUGUUGUCCAACUCCAAAAUUUGAAAGUGAGAAAGAAAUGAAGAGUAGUAUCAAGCAAGAACCCAUUGAGAGGAAAGAUUAUAUUGUAGAAAAUGAGAAGGAAAAGCCCAAGAGUCGAUCUAAAAAAGCCACCAAUGCUGUGGACCUGUAUGUCUGCCUCUUAUGUGGCAGUGGCAAUGAUGAAGAUCGGCUACUGUUAUGUGAUGGCUGUGAUGACAGUUACCAUACCUUUUGCUUGAUCCCACCUCUCCAUGAUGUUCCCAAGGGAGACUGGAGGUGUCCUAAGUGUUUGGCUCAGGAAUGUAGUAAGCCACAAGAAGCAUUUGGCUUUGAACAAGCAGCCAGGGACUAUACUCUCCGUACUUUUGGGGAAAUGGCAGAUGCAUUCAAAUCUGAUUACUUCAACAUGCCAGUCCAUAUGGUUCCCACAGAGCUUGUUGAGAAAGAAUUUUGGAGACUAGUAAGCACUAUUGAGGAGGAUGUCACAGUGGAAUAUGGAGCUGACAUUGCCUCAAAGGAAUUUGGCAGUGGCUUUCCUGUCCGAGAUGGGAAGAUCAAACUCUCACCCGAGGAAGAGGAGUAUCUUGAUAGUGGCUGGAACUUGAACAACAUGCCAGUGAUGGAGCAGUCUGUCCUUGCACAUAUUACGGCUGAUAUAUGUGGCAUGAAACUUCCUUGGUUGUAUGUGGGAAUGUGCUUUUCUUCAUUCUGUUGGCAUAUUGAAGACCACUGGAGCUAUUCAAUUAACUACUUGCAUUGGGGUGAGCCAAAAACCUGGUAUGGAGUACCAGGGUAUGCUGCUGAGCAACUAGAAAACGUAAUGAAGAAACUAGCUCCAGAGCUCUUUGUGUCGCAGCCGGAUCUCCUCCAUCAGCUUGUGACCAUCAUGAACCCCAACACCCUGAUGACUCAUGAAGUGCCUGUUUACCGAACUAAUCAGUGUGCGGGAGAGUUUGUGAUUACAUUUCCAAGAGCCUACCACAGUGGUUUUAACCAGGGUUUUAAUUUCGCUGAGGCUGUUAAUUUCUGCACUGUUGAUUGGGUAUGUAAUUACAAUUUAGGCGUGAUUGAUUCAGAAAGAGUGGAUUUUGAGCUAUUGCCAGAUGAUGAACGUCAGUGUGUAAAAUGCAAAACUACAUGCUUCAUGUCUGCCAUCUCCUGUUCUUGUAAACCUGGCCUGCUUGUUUGCCUGCAUCAUGUAAAAGAAUUGUGUUCCUGUCCUCCUUAUAAAUAUAAAUUGCGGUAUAGAUACACACUGGAUGAUCUCUACCCUAUGAUGAAUGCAUUGAAACUUCGAGCAGAAUCUUACAACGAAUGGGCCUUGAAUGUGAAUGAUGCUUUGGAGGCAAAGAUCAACAAGAAGAAAAGCCUUGUCAGCUUCAAGGCUUUAAUUGAAGAAUCUGAAAUGAAGAAAUUCCCAGACAAUGAUCUUUUGCGACACCUUCGCUUAGUCACACAGGAUGCAGAGAAGUGUGCCUCUGUUGCACAGCAAUUGCUUAAUGGCAAAAGGCAAACUAGAUACCGAUCUGGUGGAGGGAAAUCCCAAACUCAGUUGACAGUAAAUGAGCUCCGGCAGUUUGUAACACAGUUGUAUGCUCUUCCAUGUGUCCUCAGUCAAACACCGUUGCUAAAGGAUCUCUUGAAUCGUGUAGAAGAUUUUCAACAGCAUAGUCAGAAACUACUCUCUGAGGAAAUGCCUAGUGCUGCAGAGCUGCAGGACUUGCUAGAUGUCAGCUUUGAAUUUGAUGUUGAACUUCCACAGCUUGCUGAGAUGCGUAUCCGUUUGGAACAGGCCCGUUGGCUGGAAGAGGUGCAGCAAGCUUGCCUUGACCCCAGCUCCCUUACUUUAGAUGAUAUGAGACGUCUCAUAGACCUAGGGGUAGGGCUGGCCCCAUAUUCAGCAGUGGAGAAGGCUAUGGCCCGGCUGCAGGAACUGCUCACAGUGUCAGAGCACUGGGAUGACAAAGCCAAGGGUCUCCUCAAGGCCAGGCCACGGCAUUCAUUGAAUAGCCUUGCUACAGCAGUAAAGGAGAUUGAGGAGAUCCCUGCAUAUCUGCCCAAUGGUGCAGCUCUGAAAGACUCAGUGCAGAGAGCCAGAGACUGGCUUCAGGAUGUAGAGGCCCUGCAGGCUGGAGGACGUGUGCCAGUGUUAGACACACUCAUAGAUCUUGUUACACGAGGCCGAUCUAUCCCGGUACAUCUGAAUUCUUUGCCAAGACUGGAAUCCCUAGUAGCUGAGGUUCAGGCAUGGAAAGAAUGUGCUGUUAAUACAUUCUUAACUGAGAAUUCUCCAUAUUCUCUCUUAGAGGUGCUGUGUCCUCGAUGUGAUAUUGGCCUUUUGGGAUUGAAAAGGAAGCAGAGAAAGUUAAAGGAGCCCUUGCCAAACGGAAAGAAAAAAAGCACCAAAUUAGAGAGUCUGAGUGACCUGGAGAGAGCUUUAACUGAAAGCAAAGAGACUGCUUCAGCUAUGGCAACUCUUGGGGAAGCUCGCUUAAGGGAAAUGGAAGCCUUGCAGUCUCUCAGACUUGCCAAUGAAAGAAAAUUGCUCUCGCCUGUCCAAGAUGCGGAUAUAAAAAUCUGCCUAUGUCAGAAGGCCCCAGCUGCCCCUAUGAUCCAGUGUGAACUCUGCAGGGAUGCUUUCCACACCAGUUGUGUGGCGGUACCCAGUAUUUCACAGGGCCCCCGAAUCUGGCUUUGUCCCCAUUGUCGGAGGUCAGAGAAACCUCCGUUAGAGAAAAUUCUGCCCCUGCUCGCCUCUCUGCAGCGUAUCCGAGUUCGUCUUCCUGAGGGAGAUGCACUACGAUAUAUGAUUGAAAGAACCGUGAACUGGCAGCACAGAGCCCAGCAACUACUUUCAUCAGGGAAUCUUAAAUUUAUGCAAGAUCGUUUGGGCUCAGGACUGUUAUAUAGCAAAUGGCAAGCCUCAGCAGGACAGGUGUCAGACACAAACAAGGUAUCUCAGCCUCCUGGCACAACAUCAUUUUCCUUGCCUGAUGACUGGGACAACAGAACCUCAUAUUUGCACUCUCCCUUCUCUACUGGAUGGAGUUGUAUCCCCCUCCAUGGCGUUAGUCCAGAUGUGAAUGAACUAUUGAUGGAAGCCCAGCUGCUCCAGGUAUCCCUUCCUGAAAUUCAGGAACUUUACCAGACUUUACUUGCAAAGCCAAGCCCUACUCAGCAGACUGACAGAAGCUCACCAGUGAGACCCAGCAGUGAGAAGAAUGACUGUUGCCGAGGGAAGCGAGAUGGAAUUAACAGUCUUGAGAGAAAACUGAAGAGACGCCUGGAAAGAGAGGGCCUCUCCAGUGAGCGGUGGGAACGAGUUAAGAAAAUGCGGACCCCCAAAAAGAAGAAAAUCAAACUGAGCCACCCCAAGGACAUGAACAAUUUCAAGUUAGAGAGAGAGCGUAGCUAUGAAUUAGUUCGUUCUGCCGAAACUCAUUCCCUGCCCUCAGACACAUCCUAUUCCGAACAGGAAGACUCUGAGGAUGAAGAUGCCAUCUGCCCAGCUGUGAGCUGCCUGCAGCCAGAAGGAGAUGAGGUGGACUGGGUCCAGUGUGAUGGCAGCUGCAAUCAGUGGUUUCAUCAGGUCUGUGUUGGUGUCUCCCCAGAGAUGGCAGAGAAAGAAGACUACAUCUGUGUGCGCUGUACUGUGAAGGACGCACCAAGCCGAAAGUAAAAACACAAAAACAGAUACCCCCCCGCCCCCCACUUAAUGUAAUUCAGGACUCCAACCAAGAGGAUUUCUUCAAAUCUCAGCAAAGCUACAGGACUGGUACUCAAGCCAGCCUGUAAACGGUGCUAUUUCUAUUCCUUAUGGGAUCAUUUUUCCAGGACUCUUUGAAGAAAAGAAAAAACAACUAAAAAAUUUUUUGACACUUUUUGUAUUUUUUCCUUAAGAGCUGUUUGUGGUUGUUGAGGUUUGAAAAGCUGACUGUUUUUUGCAGGGGUUCCCACCAAUUUGGAAGGCAUUGAAGCUUGCACCUUUUCAUGUACAGCAUUAAAAUUUUACCUCUGUCUGGGAUUUACCAGCUUAAGAGUCCAACUCACUUCCAGUGCCCAGAAGGGUACCCACCAGAAAUUCCAGUAAAUCCUCAUUUGAGGAAGCUCUCCCUUGUUUAUUCCUUUACCAGAUUGGGGAAAUUUUUUAAGUUUUUCACUUUGGGGGGUUUUGUUUGUUUCUUCUCUUUAUCCACUUUUCUUUUUCCUGGUAGACUAGGUUUAUUUAUCUGAGCAAUAACUUCCGUGUUGGUUUCCGUGGCUGGAAUUAAAACAAAACAAAACAAACUUCCAAACAGUGUGUUGGUGCUUUAGCAAUUGGUUGAUGUACAGAACACAAAUGUCUAGUUUCUAGUGUCACUGAUGAACUAGUGAUGUAGAAAAGAGACUUCUCUGUAAGUAAUUGCCACAGCUGUAAUUUGGCUUUCUCCCUGCCCCUUUCUUCUGCCCCUAUUUUUUGGUAGCUUGUAUCAAAUGUUACAGUUUAUAUUGUGGAAUAAAUCCUUCAUCCUAACAUAACACUAAAUGCUGAUUAUUUAGAGCCAUUAGAGCACAGCUGCUUCUGCCCCUCUCCAGUGUGGGCUUACACAGCCAGAAGGGGCUGCCUGCUUUUGCUUCUGCCCAACUGAGUUGCAGUGGCAGUGGAUAUUAGCCUGCAAACAACAUUAGGGUAUUCUUCUUUUGUGUCCUCCUCUGUUUGGUGGGCCAUAGGCCUACAGCCCUCACUAACAAAGAACCCCUCUGUCUUUAAGGACUAGAACCUGUCUUUAAAGCCAUGCUCUUUUUACUAAAGCUUUCUCAGAAUGUUGGCAAAUCACUUCAAUCCUCAAAUCAGUCCUCCUCGUGGAAUGAUGCCAUUAUUAUAUUUGAGUUGACAGGAGAACUUGGUUUUAGGGUUAAGACGUUGGAAGGAAAUCUAAGGAAAAUUAAUCUUCAUAGAGGUCCAGGUUUAGUAUAUGUCUUGAGAGGGGACUUGUGAAUUCCCAGGCUUUGCCUCCUUGUUCUCUUUCUCAUUUCUUUCUAACUCUAGCUGUCAUUACUGGCUAUGGAUAGCCCAUAGCUAUUUUCCUUGCUUUUCUUUUUUAAAGGGCUCUGUUCUGCAGUGGAGAAGACAUUCCAGUGAACAGAACAGACUUUUGCUUACUUUUUCCUAUUCUGUUGCCAGUAUUUGUUUUCUCCACAUUCUACAGCCAUAAACCUGAAGAUGAGUAAAAUUGGUGGGUCUUUAAUAAAACAACAACAAAAACAGCAGUUUGUGAUAUAGCAGAGAUUUAAAUGUACUCUCCCCUUUUAUGCACUUCAAAUAAUUAAAUCUCUUUAAGAAUGA
Molecule: messenger RNA, 6342 nt
Organism: Cebus imitator (Panamanian white-faced capuchin)
Lineage: Eukaryota; Metazoa; Chordata; Mammalia; Primates; Cebidae
Gene: KDM5B
Product: lysine demethylase 5B
Exons: 26
Coding region: 238-4695 (1485 amino acids)
Biological process (GO): chromatin remodeling
Cellular component (GO): nucleus
Molecular function (GO): histone demethylase activity; DNA binding
Source: RefSeq, a predicted model, not a curated record